Messenger RNA from Trichoderma virens Gv29-8, 834 nucleotides. RefSeq lists its product as uncharacterized. The record is from RefSeq and is a predicted model, not a curated record. The coding region runs from base 1 to 834 and encodes 277 amino acids. The transcript has 4 exons. Gene Ontology annotation, molecular function: catalytic activity. NCBI's taxonomy places the organism in Eukaryota, Fungi, Ascomycota, Sordariomycetes, Hypocreales, Hypocreaceae.
AUGAGCCUAGUCGAAAACAAGUCCAUCGUCCGAGUUGCAGUGACCCAGCACGAGCCUGUAUGGCUUGAUCUUGAGAGAAAUGAAGCUUCAACAGCUGGCGCCAAACUUGUCGCUUUCCCUGAAACCUGGAUACCUGGGUAUCCAGCAUGGUUUUGGGACAGACCAGUCGAUUUCGAUCUUGGAGUUCGAUAUGUGCAAAACUCUUUGAAGAUAGAAAGUUCAGAAAUGAAACGUAUAUGCGAUGCUGCUGCAGUGAAUAAGAUUAGCGUGUCGCUCGGUUUCUCCGAACGUGAUGGAGACUCCGUGUAUAUCUCCCAAGCCUUGAUCGAUGAGAAUGGUGAGAUUAGAAUGAAAAGACGCAAGAUGAAACCAACACAUAUGGAACGCACCGUAUACGGAGAUGGAUCUGGAGAUAGCUUGGCAAGCGUCAUCGAACUACCUGGUGUGGGAAGGAUAGGAUGUCUCUCAGGCUGGGAACACAACCAGCCUCUACUAAAGUACUUUACUUUUUCCCAGCAUGAGCAGAUUCACGUCGCUGGAUGGCCCCCAUUGGAUCCAUUUGUUGGAGGAUCUCCUGACUUCUGGUCCAUGUCGGCUGAAGGAGCGCUUAACCAAUCGCAGACGUAUGCGAUCGAAUCUCAAUCGUUUGCACUACAUGCAACAGCAGUGCUCAGUGAAUCAGGCAUUGACGUGAUGAGGACCAAAAGUAGUCCAAUAAUGGGGCAGCCGUUGGGUGGCUGUUCUGCCAUUAUUGGGCCCGACGGCCGUGUUCUCCACAAAGCAAAUACUCCAGAAGAGGAGCUCAUCAUCGCAGAUUUGAAUCUGACUGACUGA